AUGACGGGCAACAGUUGCCUGGUGAGCGAGACGGUGUUUAAAGACGACAGCAGUCUUGUUGGAGACGAGGAUACACCAGCUGAGGGCGAACAUGCAGGGUCUUCAGAAGACAGCGUGAGGGCGGAGAUUUUCGAUACACUGACGGAGUUGUACCUUUUCUUUAGGGACGCCGAUCUCUCGCACAGGGAGGUUAACCGUCUGCUACACAUAUUCCGCAAUCCGCGCUUCAACCUACGGGCCCUCAGACGAUGGCGCAACUGGGUGGACGUGCGCCGCUGGGGCAUGGCGCGCGCUCCCGCCGACAUGGUCCCUUGGAAAACAGAGGAGAUAGUGGUGCGGGGCCCCAAAGGAAUGCAAAUGAAGCUGCUACUGCACUUCCGCGACACAGAGCUGAUUUUGAAGAAGCUGGUGCGGACGUUCUCAUCGAAGAAGGGGUUCGUUUGGAAACCAAGGAAGAUUCAUCGGAAGAAGAACAACGAGAGGGUGUUUGAAGGACCGGAGACUGCUCACCGGCACGUGUGGUGCACAUGGCAGAAGGAGAUUAAUGACGAGGAUGCACUCAUUCUAGGCGUGCUGAUAUACAGUGACAGCACACAGGCAUCACGGAAUGGCAGGAGGAACGCGUGGCCGGUGCUGAUCUCACUUAUCAACAUUCCGGCGGAAUUGCGAGGAGUGGAGCCUGGGCACACAUUGGCGGCGGUGCUUCCGUUCCCACCUGAGUGGGCAUCGUCUACGGAGAAGACGCGCGUGUUCCAGGAGGCGAUAAAGAUCAUCCUCGCGCCCAUCAUGCGAGAGUCUGCAAGCGCCCGAGUUCGCUUCUUCUACUGCACAGACGCGGACGGGAAGGUGCACAAGGCGGUCCCUUGCCUGUACGGAUACCCUGCCGACUUCCCUGAAUCCAGCAGAGCAUCUGCGACGCUUCAGCAAGGGUCGCAUCGACCAUGCGCCAACUGCUAUGCAGACAAGGGGGAGUUGACCAUGAUGGUGGGGAAGUGCGUGCUUCACAGGUGGAAUUUUGCAGACACAGAGUGGGGCAACGUGUAUCUGGCAUGCCUUGCAGACACGCUGCAUGUACUGGACUCUGGUGUGCUGAUCCACAUGAUGGACACCUACAUAGAGCCGCUCGGGAAGGUUGAGAUGCGGCUGCUUGAACAAUGCAAGAAGGAGUUCAAGGCCAUCACGCCUAGCGUUCUCCUCCGAAUCCCAGGGGGCUCAGCGUUCUUCAGUUCAGGCGCAAAUUACGCCGCGUUCGAGCACAGGAGCAUGAUGCAGAUAAUGCCGAUACUGGUGGCUGACGAGAGUGCAUUGAAGGGUGGAGAGGAGGGAGAGCUGCGUGCUUUGCAGGUCAAAGCGUUCCGGCUGUUUGCUGUGUUUUACAAGGCGUUUCUGGGGGUUGACAGGCACACACAUACAACAAUUGCGAUUGCACGUAAGCAUGCAAUAGCGUUGGUGGAGUUGCUACCGCGGGCAUUUCCAAAGCAGGCAUCCCACUGGAGACUCCCAAAGAUACACAUGAUAAGGCACUUACUGGACAACGUUGUCCACCGUGGGAUGCCGCACCAUUAUUCCACGGAAAUGUGGGAGCGCACGCACAAGGGCACGGUUAAGGGUCCAGUAAGAGGGAGCAACUGGAGCGACAUUCCACGCCGCAUUGUGGAGGAGGAGGUGCAGCGAGAGGUGUACCGUGAAGUGGCUGCAGACGCGGGGGGUGGGCGACAGUACGCGACCGCAUUGAGCGAGGCAAUCAAGACGAGGAAACCGGUGCUUACAAAGAAGUAUCGGAUCAUGCGCAUAGGGGGGGAGUCGGAUCCAGUGUACAACGAGUACACCGCCGCGCUUGGAGACGAGAUGAAGGGGAUGGCCGAUGAGUUCAAGGCGUUGGGGCUGUCUACCAACAACGUGCAGGUCCACACGGCGGUGGCCAUUCCGCGCACAAGGGGCGGAGAGCUAGUGGCAAAAGGGACAUUUGUGAAGGCGUCUCCCCGAGAGAGGUGGUAUUCGGACGUGGCACUGCUGAACAACAAGAAGGGGGACUGGUUUGCAAGAUGUCUGUGCAUCUUCAGGGCGGUUGACCGCGAGGGGAACUGGAAGGGGUACGCAUACGUGCGGUACUAUGAGGGGGCGGGAAGAUGCAAGCUUACGGGGUGCAAGCAGCUGCACAAGAAAGUGGAUAAGAGUGCUACAAUGGGUGACCUGAAGGGACUGCUGGCUACCGCGCACCCGGACGACGUGUUCUGCUUCCACGAGAUUAAUUUUCUCCCGAGCCGGCUUCCGAAGACGUACAUUCCGGAUAAGCGUGUUGGGGCGGAGCGGAUUGUCAGCGUCGGCAUUCUUUACAACGCGACGGGGAGUUGUUCCGCGGUGCCUCUGGUUGUUCUAUCGCCGUACGAUAGGCCCGAGCGCAGGCGGGGGAGCGCGGCAUGUCGCAAGGUGGCUGUCCGGUAUACGCAUCGCGGGCGGUUGACGCCGGAGGUACGGGACAAUGUCCGUGAUCGCAACACCCUCAUCCUAACCAUUCACGAGGCGCAUCGCAUCACAGGCGAGGUCGCGCGACCCGUCACGGAGCACGGCUUCAGUGUGCAGCACCUGACCAACACCCGAAUCGUCAACAUUCGUGGGUCGGUUCCUGAAGGGGGCCUUCCGCACCUCCAGGGAGUGGAGGAUGCGCUGAAGGGCCAUUACCGCGUUAUGCUCAUGAAGCGUGCGAUAGCGGCGAAGCGGUUCCAAUUCGACUAUUCGGCAUCGAUCGCGGACGUGGAUUAUGGCCUCAUGCUCGAGUGGCUGGGAGAAGCGUGGACUCGCGUGCGCGCCGUCACCAUGCAGAGGAGCUGGUGGCGCGCCGGAUGCGUGCCACCGAGCUGGCCGCCACUGAUGGCGUACCUGAGUGACACGAGCGCAACGGGCAUGUUUGAGCCCCUCAUUGCGAUAUGCGUCGAGCUGCAGUUGCUAAUCGAGAAGUUCAAGAUGAGGCCUGCGUGCUAUAUGACGGCGGCCGAGUUUGUCAACUGCGACGCGGGACUCUGCGUGGAGCAGGGGUUUAGGGCCACACCUGCGGCCAGCGCGUCGGAUGACUCGUCGGGCGAGAUGAGUCUGCCAGACGGCCCACUGCUGCGUGACGAGCGCAGCAGGCGGCGCGUGAUUCGCAACGUAACAAAUGCGUACGUGGAGCGUGCCGACGCGCUCGGCAUUCCCCCGGCCCUCGUGCCAGCAGAGGUCGGAGCAUCUAACCAGGAGGUGAUUUCCCGCCUCGGCAGGACGCCAGUCAAGCGUGCGCGCGCGGGGAUGCGCCCGGAGGACGUGCCAGACCCAGCGGUGCGCGAGACUGAGGACGACGAGUGA
Molecule: messenger RNA, 3339 nt
Organism: Closterium sp. Yama58-4
Lineage: Eukaryota; Viridiplantae; Streptophyta; Zygnematophyceae; Desmidiales; Closteriaceae
Source: the annotation of a GenBank genome assembly